AUGCGCCUCCCGACCUUUUCCUCUGUGAUCCGCACGUUCACGCUCUUCACCAACGCAACCAGUCGAUACUACACACCUCACGCGCAGCGAACACUUGCGCCACCGAACAGCCUCUUAUACAAGUCCAUGCCAACAAUCCCAUUCCUGAGCUCCUUCUUCGGCACCUCAGCAAAAUCCAGAGACAUGGCUUCCUACCCCGACCAGCGCUCCGACGAUGAGUGGCGAGCGGUGCUCAACAAAGAACAAUUCCGCGUCCUCCGCCAACAAGGCACAGAAGCCCCCUUCACCGGCGCCUACGACAAACACAGCCCCCAAUCCGGCACCUACACCUGCGCCGGCUGCAACGCGCCCCUCUACACCGCCCAGCACAAAUUCAAGUCCGGCUGCGGCUGGCCAGCCUAUUUCGACAGCAUCCCCGGCGCCGUCACCCGCCACACCGAUAGCUCCUUCGGCAUGGAACGCACGGAGAUUGUGUGCUCGAAUUGUGGUGGACAUCUGGGACAUGUGUUCAAGGGCGAGGGGUAUAACACGCCGACGGACGAGAGGCACUGUGUUAAUAGCGUGAGUUUGAAGUUCAACGAGGGGGAUCCCAAGACUAGCGGGGGUAAGGAGGAGGCGAA
Cyphellophora attinorum is the source of this 620-nucleotide messenger RNA. RefSeq names its product Peptide methionine sulfoxide B3. Gene Ontology annotation, molecular function: peptide-methionine (R)-S-oxide reductase activity. The annotation marks the transcript as partial. Lineage: Eukaryota; Fungi; Ascomycota; Eurotiomycetes; Chaetothyriales; Cyphellophoraceae. Gene Ontology annotation, biological process: response to oxidative stress; protein repair. The transcript is spliced from 2 exons. The record is from RefSeq and is a predicted model, not a curated record.